CAGAUGAGUUAUAGUGGAGUUAGUAGAACCCUUAUUUUAUUCGCCGUGCGUCAUCUCCCCUCUACACUAGUAUUUUUCUUCCCUACAUCAACUCGCGGAUCCAUACUCCGAUAAACAUACUUUGCAUUGCUUUCAACCAGUAGUAACGUCUUUUUUCUUUCUUUUUUUCCAUAUCGUAAGUUACAAGUUACAUUAACCCGGCCGAUGCUUCAUAAUUAAAUCAACAAACCGAAUCUCGAUUGUUGCAAUAGAGCAAGAGCCGCACCUCUGUCAGAAGAAGUUGCAAGCCAAACUCGCUGCUACGGUACGAGUGACGCGGUCGUUCAAAUCAUCUUGUUAUAAUAAGUGAAGCCAAGGUGGCGGCCAGUUCUACGUUGAAUACAGCUACCUCAGAACCAAAUGACUCAAUAACAUUUAUUUCACCGGCAUAUCACUGCUUGCUUGCCUUACGCUGCUGUAAGGACGACUCGGGAGUUACUUGAUAGUUUCCAAGCUAUCAGAAUUCGAUAUCUUAGGUAUUUAUUAUAAACCUAUUACUAUCUGGUUAACAAUGCCAACUCUUGCCCCUACCAACUUCAACAUUGUUGUUAGUGUGUUGGGAGGGUGGAUAUCUCUCUUCGGUUUGGUGUCUUACCUGCUCAAAGAGAAUUUCUACCUUUCCGAGGCCCUCAUUUCUCUUUUGGCUGGCCUUUUCUUCUCUCCCCACGCUACCAACUUUGUCCGCCCGCUUGAAUAUGCAGGCUCGGAAGAAAACUUAAAUGCGAUCACGCUAUAUUUCACCCGGCUUGUUCUCGGGGUCCAGCUUGUUCUAGCCGGAGUUCAAUUACCCAGUCGCUAUUUGAAGAAAGAAUGGAAACCUCUGGCUUUACUUCUAGGGCCGAUCAUGACGGCGAUGUGGAUAAUAACUAGUCUGCUCGUCUGGGGUCUAGUGCCAAACCUGCCCUUCCUUCAUGCUCUCGCUAUUGGAGCCUGCGUGACGCCAACGGACCCUGUGCUAUCCAAUGUCAUUGUGAAGGGGAGAUUCGCUGACCACAAUGUUCCCAAGGAUCUCCAGAAGAUAAUUAUCGCCGAGUCUGGGGCCAACGACGGACUCGGCUACCCGUUCCUAUUCUUGGCCUUAUACCUCAUCAAGUACAUCGGCGAUGGUGGCGCUAAUGAGCAGGGCGGUGCUGGCCUCGCAAUAGGCUUAUGGUUUGGCGAGACUUGGGGUUAUACUAUCCUUCUCAGCGUGAUAUAUGGCGCGGUAGUUGGCUGGAUAGCCAAGGAGCUGCUUCACUUCUGCGAAGAACACAGAUUCGUGGAUCGUGAAAGCUUCCUCGUCUUCGCGUUUUCGCUCGCGCUCUUCAUUACUGGCACUUGCGGCAUGAUUGGCAGCGACGAUAUUCUUGCCUGUUUCAUCGCCGGAAAUGUUUUUACCUGGGACGACUGGUUCCGCUUAGAAACGCUCGAUGAUUCUCUGCAACCGACGAUAGACAUGCUUCUCAACGUAACCAUAUUCAUGUGGUAUGGCGCAGUAUGCCCGUGGCAUAGUUUCGUAGAUAAUAGUAUCAUUCCAAUCUAUCGCCUAAUCCCUCUCGGAAUCUUAAUACUACUAUUUCGGCGUAUGCCGUUCAUCCUAACACUUUAUAAGAAAAUUCACCAGAUAAACGGUCUUCGACAGGCGAUUUUCAUGGGCUUCUUCGGGCCAAUCGGGUGCUCGGCUAUCUUUUACUUAUACGUCACGCUAGAAUUCGUUGAUACACUAAAUCCUAACAACGGAAGCGCGCCGAGGUGGGAUGUAGCUCACCUCAAGGAAAGUGUGUCAGUUUUGGUUUGGUUUAUGGCAAUAUGCAGCAUUGUUGUCCAUGGGCUCAGCAUUCCCCUAGGAAAGUUUGGAGUCUACUUACCCCGGACUCUUUCAAGGAAUUUGACCACACCGGAGGACCUGCAUUUCCAAAUAGGUGCGCGAAUUCUUCCGCGGAGCCGUUCUAGGGAUGGAACAGGAACUCACACUCCUGCCGAUUCCCGUUCUGUAUCUGCGCCAACCGUCUAUAGGCUUGGCGGAUCUAUUAUCAGAGACCAGACGGAGACUACAACGGACGCUGUUGAAGUUGUCAAGCCACGGGAUGACCUCGAAGUGAGCCCGAAACCUACGGAGCAAGGAUCCCUUCCCAGGGCGCCAUCACCUACCCUGCACAACCGCACGAUUCGCUUCCCUGAUGAAUCGUCGUCGAGAGAAUCCUAAGAGCCUAAGAGAGAUGCCAAAACCGAGUCGUGAACUAUUUGUCAUUCUCUCAUUAGCGAUUUCUUGGUCACUCUUUACUCUAGCACGAUCUCCGCCAAAGUACAGCGCAAAGCCAACACAUUUAACUAUUUACUACACAUUUACUAUACGCUAGCGGGACAAUAAGCAAGGUGACAUGGUAGACAAAAGAUGCAGAGUAAGGAGCGAAGUCAUGGGAGCAACUUAGUCAAGUUAUUCCAAUACCACCUUACUUUGGAAGCCUAUGGGGCUUCCUUUUCAUGGUAGAUAGAUAGAUAUUCUUUUUCUAAAAUUCGUUCGGCGACCUAGUCGCUACCCAUGUAGAUUAACAUCAGCUCUCCUCUUCCAAUUAUUUUAUGUUCUGGAUAGGAUGUACCUAUCGUAAAUAUUCAAAGAUUCCUAGCUAACUUCCUCUCAUUCGUGUUUCGGACUCCGGCGAUGUCAAACUACAACAUCGGACGGAUGUCCGACAGGCAGUAGUUAGUUAGUAGGCAGGUCACGGUUACAGUAAUCAAAUCACACAACAACCCGGCUUACUCAAAA
This is a messenger RNA of Daldinia caldariorum, 2785 nucleotides long. RefSeq names its product Sodium/hydrogen exchanger family-domain-containing protein. The record is from RefSeq and is a predicted model, not a curated record. Gene Ontology annotation, biological process: regulation of membrane potential; sodium ion export across plasma membrane; proton export across plasma membrane. The coding region runs from base 551 to 2224 and encodes 557 amino acids. Gene Ontology annotation, cellular component: plasma membrane. NCBI's taxonomy places the organism in Eukaryota, Fungi, Ascomycota, Sordariomycetes, Xylariales, Hypoxylaceae. Gene Ontology annotation, molecular function: sodium:proton antiporter activity. The transcript has 6 exons.